CAAUUGCUUUGGUUGAUUUGUGGUGUGUCCACAGGACCGCAUGGGGGGCAGCUGUGUGCCGGCCAGCCUCCCUUUCCUGGAGCAUUCCCUGGAGGGGCUGCACAAAUGGCUGGACCCCCACAGAAGAAGCCAGACCCAGACUCCUUUCCUAGCCAGCCAUGCCAGCUCGCGGUUCAUCCGAUGCACGGCCUACUCCUUACCCUGCACAGCAGAUCUGGCCAAACAGUGCUACAUCCCCCUGGCUGCUGUCAUCAAGCCGUUUGCCAUGGGUCCCAAUAAUGAGUCCUAA
Molecule: messenger RNA, 289 nt
Organism: Scleropages formosus (Asian bonytongue)
Lineage: Eukaryota; Metazoa; Chordata; Actinopteri; Osteoglossiformes; Osteoglossidae
Product: protein transport protein Sec24D-like
Exons: 3
Coding region: 41-289 (82 amino acids)
Source: RefSeq, a predicted model, not a curated record